Messenger RNA from Ilex paraguariensis (yerba mate), 708 nucleotides. The record is from the annotation of a GenBank genome assembly. NCBI's taxonomy places the organism in Eukaryota, Viridiplantae, Streptophyta, Magnoliopsida, Aquifoliales, Aquifoliaceae.
AUGAAGGUGGACGAGGAGUUCGAAUCGGAUCGUGUGAUCGAGGUUGAAACUGAUGAUGAAGAAAACCAGGCGGAGAGGAUCUGUGAGAAUGGCGAUGACUCUGAAUCCGAUUUUACGUGUCCCUCAAGACACCUCUCCAGUGAUUGCAUUGAUUGUAAUUCUCCUUCUUGGCCACAAAGCUAUAGGCUGUCCAUGGACAGGUUCACAAGCAUUAGUACCCCUCCACCAGUAAGCUUCCUAAAGGGCAGCCCCUUCUUGUCUUCACCAUUCAAGAGAUCGCAACCUUCUACACCAGAAUCUUUCCUCACCAGACCCCUUAUUACUGCAACAAGCUUAGACAAUGAAGAAUUGCCUACAUCAGCACUCCCUGUGAAGUUAUCUAUAGCAUACAGCUCGAGAUUCUCUCUCAGUGAAUCUCCACCAGCACAGCAGUGUUCAUAUGCCCAAUCAAUCCUUAAUACAAUAAAUGUUUUAUGCGGCAUAGGAAUUCUUUCAACUCCUUAUGCACUCAAAGAAGGAGGGUGGUUGAGCCUCUUGAUUCUAUUUUUCCUCGGUAUCAUUACUUGCUAUACUGGGAUCUUGUUGAAGAAAUGUUUAGAAAGCUCUCCUGGACUUCAAACUUACCCUGAUAUCGGACAGGCUGCUUUUGGGGUUGCUGGUCGCUGUCUGAUAUUUGAAUCAUGCAUUCUUGGUCAGUCGGAGGAGUAA